UUUUUUUUUUUCCUUUACUUCUUUUUUUUUAUUAUACAUUUAUAUACAUAGUAUAAUGACACUUUUCAAUCCACCCUAUACCGUACCUGUUGCUGGAUUGGAGAAAAAGCCUGGUGAAACAGCCGUCAUGCGCCAUUUCAAAUUCGCAGACAAGUUACUUGAUCAUCCUGAUCAAAUCUAUACUCUAUGGGAUCUUUAUCUUUGUGGAAAUAAAGUGGGUGGUGAUAAACCUUUCUUGGGUGCUCGACGUAUGGAAAAUGGGGAAGCAAAAGAAUAUGUAUGGCAAAGCCAUAAGGAAGUACGUACCCGUGUGGAAAAUUUUGGAAAAGGGUUACUUCAACUUGGAUUAAGUCGACAAAAAGCCAUUGGUGUUUAUGCUAUCAAUCGACCUGAAUGGACUAUGACUGAACUAGCUAGUUAUCGUCAAGGUUUUAUGAUUGUUGCUUUAUAUGAUACUCUUGGUGCUGAAGCUAUUGAACAUAUUGUCAAUCAAACUGAAAUGGAAUAUAUUGUCGCCACUGCUGAUAAACUCAAUAAUAUCACUCAAUUAAAGGAUCGAUUACCUACUAUCAAACAUGUUGUCAUUAUGGAAAAUUCCGUAGAUCCUGCUCAAAAAGAAAAAGCUGAAAAAGCAGGUUUGAUCAUUCAUACUUUUAAUCAAGUUGAACUUAUUGGUGCUGAUAUUAAAGAAGAAUCUGCUUUACCUUCAUCUGAUGAUAUUGCCACUAUUUGCUAUACAAGUGGUACAACUGGUGUUCCCAAAGGUGCUGUUUUAACUCAAGGAAAUUGUGUGGCAUCUAUUUAUGCUGCUGCUGCUAAUGGUGAAUCCGGUGCCUUUGCUAAUGUCACUUCUUCUGAUGUUUAUAUUUCUUAUCUUCCUCUUGCUCAUGUAUUUGAACGUACUGCUCAAGGUCUUCAUAUUUAUCGUGGUGCUGCUUUAGGUUAUUAUCAAGGUGACACUACCAAAUUAUUGGAUGAUAUUGCUGAAUUAAAACCUACUGUGUUUUGUUCCGUUCCUCGUUUAUUCAAUCGUAUCUAUGAUAAGGUAUUAGCAGGUGUCAGAGCCAAGGGUGGUAUCAGUAGUUAUUUAUUCUUCAAGGCUUUCAAUUCCAAAAAAUCUUAUCUUAACAAGACUGUACAUCAUUGGUUAUGGGAUCGUGUUGUCUUUGGACAAAUUCGAUCCAAAUUAGGAGGACGACUUAAAUUUAUUCUUAGUGGAUCAGCACCUGUUUCACCAGACGUGAUGGAUUUCAUGCGUAUCUGUUUCUCGGCGGCUGUAUAUGAAGGAUAUGGACAAACUGAAAACUUUUGUGGUGGAUGUUUAACUUUGACGGAUGAUACUACAUCAGGUGUUGUAGGUGCUCCUUUCCCUUGUUCUGAAUUCAAGUUGGUGGAUGUUCCUGAUAUGGAUUACCUUUCUACCGAUAAACCUUAUCCCCGUGGUGAACUUUGUAUUCGUGGUCAUUCUGUGAUGCGUGAAUAUUACAAAACUCCUGAUAAAACUGCAGAAACUUUAGAUACAGAUGGUUUCUUACAUACUGGUGAUAUUGCUAUGAUUGAUGAAGCUGGUCGUGUGGUCAUCAUUGAUCGUCUUAAGAAUAUUUUCAAAUUAUCUCAAGGUGAAUAUAUUGCUCCUGAAAAGAUUGAAGGUGUUUAUCAAAAACAUGAACUUGUGGCUCAAGCCUUUAUUUAUGGUGAUUCUUUACAAGCCUCCUUGGUUGCUGUGAUUGUACCUGACAAGGAAACAUUUGGUCCUUGGGCAAAGGAUUUGGCCAAUGGUGAAGAUAUCUACCGAUCUGAUGCCGUCAAGACUGAAUUGAUCAAAACCUUGACUGCCUUUGGUAAACAAAAUGAUCUCAAGGGCUUUGAACAAAUGCGUGCAUUAUAUUUGACUUCUGAAGAAUUCUCCGUUGAAAAUGAUCUAUUGACGCCUACUUUCAAGCUCAAACGUGAAAUUGCUCAAAAGGUGUACAAGAAAGAAAUCGAGGACAUGUAUCAAUCUUUAUCCAAUGGUCGUAGCUUCAACUGAAUGGAUUUCCAUUUAUUUUUAUUUAUUUCUUUAUUAUUAUUAUUAUUAUUAUUAUUAUAUAUAUAUAUCAAUUGAUUCUCACUUUUUUGAUUUAUUCUCUUACUAUGUCUUUUUUUUUUUUUAUCGAUGAUUAUUUUUAUCCAUCACAUACCUUUUCCUCUCUCCUUUUAUUACUAUUAUUCUAAUAAACGCUCUAUUUGAGCAUUUCUUUUAUGAUUA
Halteromyces radiatus is the source of this 2248-nucleotide messenger RNA. RefSeq lists its product as uncharacterized. Gene Ontology annotation, molecular function: long-chain fatty acid-CoA ligase activity. The transcript is spliced from 7 exons. Gene Ontology annotation, biological process: long-chain fatty acid metabolic process. NCBI's taxonomy places the organism in Eukaryota, Fungi, Mucoromycota, Mucoromycetes, Mucorales, Cunninghamellaceae. Bases 56 to 2029 code for a protein of 657 amino acids. Gene Ontology annotation, cellular component: endoplasmic reticulum; membrane. The record is from RefSeq and is a predicted model, not a curated record.